AUGAACUUUGGUUACACAAAUCAAGCGCGAAGGUCUUCAAAAACCAAAUUACCUAGCAGCGGGAAAUACGUGUCUUAUAGGACUAAGGGCAAUCCCAGACCUAACGUCGGUCUUCUCGAUCCCUCGUCCACCACUGUUACUCCGCUGCGUUUCCCCGACAAUUCACCUAUUCGAUCGCUUCAUCACCUCAUUGAGGAAUGGGACAAGGUUCAUGAGACCCUCAUACCGGGAACACCUGUAGAAAACGUCAGCGAUGUUGUCCUGCUGGCUCCACUGAGAGGAAGGGAUGUGCUGUGUGUGGGGAAAAACUACCGGGAACAUGCAGAGGAGUUUCACAACAGCGGUUUCGACAAGAGCGACAACAAAGCGCAGCCGGACUUCCCAGUCAUAUUCACCAAACGUGCUAGUUCUAUCAUUGGAAACGGUGCACACAUAUACCCCCAUCCCAAAGUCACACAAUCCGUAGAUUAUGAGGGUGAACUGGCUAUAAUCAUCGGCAAAGGAGGAAUUGGUAUAACCAAAGAAGAUGCCUGGACCCAUGUGUGGGGCGCGACAAUCGUGAAUGACGUGACCGCAAGAGAGAGACAGAGAGAUCAUAAGCAGUUCUAUAUCGGGAAAUCAUUAGAUACUUUCUGUCCUAUGGGGCCAUGGGCUGUUCAAGCUUCCUAUCUUGAUUUCAAGACCAUGCACCUCACUACCCGACUCAACGGCAACAUUGUCCAGUCGCAGAAUACCUCUGAACUUAUCUUUGACAUUCCUACCAUCAUUGAGACCGUAUCGAUGGGGGCCACUUUGCAACCCGGAGAUGUGAUUGCUACUGGCACUCCUGCUGGAGUUUGUCUCUCAACUGGGGUCUACCUCAAAGAUGGCGAUGAGGUGGAGGUUGAAAUUACCGGGAUUGGUAAAUUGAAGAACAGAGUGGUGGACAGGGGAGCUGCGCCAGAGUGUUUGCCUGUACGACUGGGUUGA
Messenger RNA from Kwoniella shivajii, 969 nucleotides. RefSeq lists its product as uncharacterized. Gene Ontology annotation, molecular function: acetylpyruvate hydrolase activity. The transcript is spliced from 6 exons. The coding region runs from base 1 to 969 and encodes 322 amino acids. The record is from RefSeq and is a predicted model, not a curated record. NCBI's taxonomy places the organism in Eukaryota, Fungi, Basidiomycota, Tremellomycetes, Tremellales, Cryptococcaceae.